This is a messenger RNA of Caenorhabditis angaria, 8691 nucleotides long. The record is from the annotation of a GenBank genome assembly. Lineage: Eukaryota; Metazoa; Nematoda; Chromadorea; Rhabditida; Rhabditidae.
AUGAAAUUAACCAUCGAAAACGUCAAAAAACUCUUCCAAGUGAUGAUUUUGAUGUCGGCAAAGUCGAGUGGAACUUUCGAAAUCGACGAGCUGAUUUUCAACUUUUUGGCGGCCCAAAAUGAGAAGGAACGAUUUUUUGGAGUGUUGGCUAUGAUUAUGAAGGUUCAGUGUGAAAUGGCGAAGAAGUGAGUUAGAUUUUUGGGUCAUUUUGAUAUCUCAUAAGCCUGGGUGGCCUAGGAAUCUUGAUAUUUGGAUUUCUAGGCCAUCUAGGCUUGUGAGAUAUCAAAAUUAUUGGAAAAUCAUCAAGAAUUCAAUUUUUUCAGACACACUGAAGCCCAAGAAACUGCAAUUCAAGAAUCGCUCACUAAAAUCGAGACGGCCACAAAAAGUUCGUCGAUUUUGCGCGGCGCCUUCUAUGCACAUUUCGCCGAAAUUGUCAAAAAUCAUCGACGAAACGAGGAGAUUCGAUGCGUCUCAAAAUUCGCCGCCAAAAUUGGCACAAUUUUCAAAACGCAAUUCUUCACCGAACCCGAAGAUGGUGCAAUGGGUUUUGUGCUCAAACCGGAUGAAGAACGAUUUUUGGAAGUUGUACCGAUGUUUAAUUUAAUUAAGGUGAGCAUUUUUUUUUUUGAUAUCCCACAAGCUGAGUGGCCGAAAAAACCAAGUUUUUGGUUCCCUAGGCCGUGAGAUUUGAAUUCAUGGGAGUUUUCCGAUCAUUUUGACACCUAUAUUGAUAUAGUUGCGAAAUCCUAAACUCUGCCCCUAUGGCUAUUAUACGAAGUGACUAUUAAUACAUAUAAAAGGUCUUUAAUUUCAUCAGGCAAUUUUUUAUAUAGUUUGCAGAAAAAACAGUAUAUUUAUGUACAAGCAAAAUUUAUUUUUCAAUUUUCACAAAAAAAACAUAAAAUAAUAUUACUUUUUUGAACAAUGUAAAAAAUAAUUGGUAAACAAAAAAUCAUAUCGGAAAAAUGUAGAUAAUUCAUGAUUCUCCUAAAAAUAUGUACAAAAAUAAAAAAAAAUUGGGCAAAGGUCUACAUUUUGAAAAAAAAAUUAAAUAGAAUAAAUUUUCACUUGAACAUUGUCAAAUGUACUGUUUUUUCGGUUUUCUCUUAGUUUCACAUUUUUCAGCAGGCAUUUUUUCGACUAUUCUUGUAGUUUGCGUCGCUUUUAUCAAUACAUCGUAGAGCUAGCGAUUUGCUAUCGAAUAUCGAGUAAAUGCUGUUGAUUAUAUUAUUCCUCAAAAUUAGUUUUGGGGUGAUUUGGACCAAUUUAUUUUUUCGCAACAAGCUUCCCGAUCUUUUUGGUUCCAUCUCGAUUCUGACAUGUGUGGUAUUUUUCAAAAUGUUUUUUGACUAUCUAUUUUGUCGAAGUUGUUCUUCGUAUCGCAUUCCGACUGGUUCCAGAAUAUUUGUAAUACGUUAUAGUAGAAGAAGAGUUUCCAAUUUUUGGAACUAAAUUGUUUUUCAUCUUAUGUAAUCCUUAGCGGUUGUAUUUUUCGGACUCCAUGAAAGUUUUCUAAGAACGUGUUCUUGUCUUUCUUCCAUCCGUAAUCCAAUAACUUUUUGGGUCUGUUGGAAUUGACCGACGCGAUAAAUCUUGAAAAUUUAUUGAUCGUUCUCAUUUUCUGAGCGUCUUGAUGUUGAAAAGAUUAGUUACAUGCAGUGGUUUAUUUUAUAUAUUUUUGGCUUUUAGUUGGUACUUAUGUACUUUUUUGCGGAAGCCGUGAGUGUGACUGCACUCCGACCCGGCACCUCUGACAGCUCGUCAUAUGUAUGUAUGUUGUAUGUAUUGAAAUGUGACAUCCUAUUUUAUGCUUGGUGUUGUCACUACUUUAUUUGUAUUUCUUUUGUUUCCCGCGGUGUUAGUAGCCUCAGGAUCAAGGAUCCUCUAACUGUUUCUAUUUAUAAGCACGUGCGUCUCUUACUAUUAUUAUAUAUAUAUAAUUUUUUUUGAAAAUUCCCCACCAAUAUGUUUCUUCCUUUCCCCCCUUUUAUCAUACCCCACGAGAAAAAAGAAAAGAAAACGACAUGUGUGUAAUGUAAUUAGCUCUCUCUAGACUCGGGCCUAGUUAGGGUAAAGAUUUUUUUUUUUUAAUUUUUCCUUCCGACCGCCGAAGCGGUGGAACCUCCAUGCGGGACUAAAGUGUUCCCCUUCCUAUUCUAGUCCCUGUCCCCGUGGUUAUUACGCGACGUGAUUAUACUGUGGGUGAUUAGAUAUGAAGUGGUUAAGCGUAAAAGCGUUUAUUAAAGUUAAAACAUAUAAAAUAAGUGAAGACCUCUAUGUAAGUAAAAGACUGCCUAUCCAGGCUGCGCCUCUUCCUUAUAUAGGGAAUUAUCUAGUCGGCAGCGUUGGCGAAUGGCGGCGCCACAACUCAAACUCAUUGUGUCGAGCUCGCGCGCUCGCAGAGUCGCCUCUCCCGGGAUCUUUUCAUAUUCAUAUUUAUACUUAUAUGUCGGUUUUCGGUGGGGGUCGGUCCUUCGGUGGGGGUCGGUGUUGUAUAUGUGUUGUAUAUAUUAAAAUGUGACUUCCUAUUCUAUGUUUGACGUUGUCGCUAAUUUAUUUCUAUUUCUUCUGUUUUCCCGCGGUGUUCAUUGCCGCAGGGUCAAGGAACCUCUAACUAUUUUUACUCACAAGCAUGUAUAUAUGUUACUAUUAUUCACGCCUUUUUAACUUGCAAAUUUGAAGAGAAACUGAGAAAAAGACAAAUCGAACUGCAAAAUUUUUUCGCGCUGCAGUACCAGUCAAAAAUUUAUUCAUUUUCCAUUUUUAAAACUUUUUCUUACGGUUUUUCUUCUCGAAUUCCGUAUUUUUGAUCUAUUUUUACGCGCGACAAACAGAAAAAAGCAAGAGAAACAGCCAAAAAAGUGAAAAAAAAAUGGAAAAUGAAUAAACAUUUGACUGGUAUUGCAGCGCGAAAAAAAUUUGCAGUUCGAUUUGUCUUUUUCUCAGUUUCUCUUCAAAUUUGCAAAUUUUCCUUGUUUCAAAAAGGCGUGUAUUAUGUUUCUUUUUUUUCUAGAUUUCUUUCUUAACUAUAUAUGUUUCCCUUCCCUCAUUAUCAUUCCCUCCCCCCCCACGAAACGAAAUAUGAGUAAUACAAUAAAAGACAACGUAAUUACACCACAUGUCUAAUUUCUCGAGGGUCGUAUAUGUUUUGUAUAGAUUUAAUUAAAAGAAAAGGAUGUUUGUUUCCAUUGGUAGAUGGGUAUAACGUGUGGCGUAUAUUCAGUUGCCCGCUGUGCUCUCCCAAUUUCCUUUCUUUUAACCAAAACUCUACGUUUUUUGACUACUGUAGCUCCUCCUUUCCCCGUCUGUCUCUUUUUUUUGACAAGUAAAAGGAGAAUUUGAAAUUCUUGAACUAAAUAAAGAAAUUUGGAAUUUUUAUAUUUUGAAAUUAUUUUUGCUCGACAGACGGGUGGGUUGGAUCAGAGAUAAGAAUUUUACAAAAUCAGAACAAGUAAUACUUGAGAUCAGCAAUGCAAUUUAAUACAUGUAUUCCAGACAAGUCAGAGGUUGGAUAAAUUCUACAAAAACAGAAGUGUGUAAUGGGAAUCGGGAAAAUACCUAAUUUAUUUGGCGAUCAGAAAACGAUUUUUUGUUGGCAAGACUCGGGCCUAGUUAGGGUAGAAAUUUUCCUGUCCGACCGCCGAGGCGGUGGAACCUCCAUCGGAAUGAUCCCUUCCUAAUCUAAACCUUGUCCCCGUGAAUAUUCUAUGAAAUGAGUAUAAAUGUAUUUAAGUAUGAAAAGGAUUUACUAUGAAAAGGUUAAAAUAAAUGAGAGAUAAAUAUGUAAGCAAACCUCUAUAUGAGUGAAAGACUGCCUAUCCAGGCUGCGUCUCCUCCUUAUAUAGAAAAUGAUCUAGUCGGCACCGUGUCGGUGGGCGGAGCAUACGUUGUCCAAAGGGCACCACAUCUCACCAAUUUUUUAAAUCACAUGGCCUAGAAAACCAAAAGUCUUGAAUCCUAGGGCACAUUUUCUCAAAAAUCGAUUUUCAGGAGCUGUGUGUUCUUCAAAAUCGUUGGCACGAAGAUGACGACGAUUCGAUGCAAUCGAGUUACGAUAUCAACAUUCUCACCGAGCUCAAUUUCACAAUCGAAGCUCAAAUCUUCACUCAUCCAGCCAGUUCUGAAGUGACACGUGAUGAAAAAAUGCGCCAGCAAUUUUUUGUCAUUCAAUGGUGUAGAAGUGUGAGUUUUGUCGGGUAGAUCACUCUCGGUCGAUCAUUUUGACACCCAUAUUGGCGUAGUUACGAGAAACUGUGCCAGGCUUGCAAAUGGGCGUAGCUUGCAAUUUUGCGGCAUGGUUUUUGAAAAUUGUACAGAAAUAGGUUAAUAUGGGGCUCGAAAUGAUUGUAAUCAUCUCACAAAUCUAAAUAUAGGCUUAAAAUAAUCUUUAAUAGCAAUUUUCAGCUUCUCAACGCAUUUUUCGGUCAAUCCUCAAUCGAUGAAAACAUCUCAAAAUCGUCGCUAAAAAUCUUCUACCAAAUGAUGGAUGCCGAGAAAAGGUUGCUUCAAAACAUCCAAAAUGUUGCCACGUGGCGAAUUCCGAAUCUCGAUUUUGAAAAUUUCGAAAUUGAGGCUGCGGCGAAACCCGGAAAGCGUCGGGCAAAAAAACGAAAAAUCAACGAAGAAAAUGAGGUUUUGGUUGAAGAAGAAGCUGUGGAGGAAAAGGAAAAUGUGGAUGAUUUGGGUCUUGAGGCGAAUUUGCGCGAGUAUUAUGUGCCUUUGAAGAUUCGACCAGUUUCCCAUUUAUUGCAGGUGGGUCGCGGUUUUGUGGGUGGGGCUUGGACAUCACUGCAGCUGGGAAGUUUAACAACGGUUGAUUAACCACACCUCGGCCAAGCCGUGGCUGGCCAGAGUACAAUUUUUUGAAGAAUCUGAAUUUCAGUUUUUAGAGAUCAAAAAUUGAAAAAGCACAAUUUUUAGAGGACAAAAAUUUAAAAAUUCAAAAUUUUUGUACUGUAAAAAGUUAGAGUACAAUUUUUUAUUGUGGAAACCACGAUUUUGGCCGAGGUGUGUGAUUAACGGUUGGUAAAAACUGAUUUUAAUCAACGGAGUUCCAACGCUUAACCCACCGUUAAUGAACCGCGGAUUAACCAAUUUUUAAAUUUUGAAAAUUACCCAAAUCAAUGAAAAUAGGUUCCCGGCUACUUUUUUGGGUGUUAAGUAUUUUUAAAAAUUUUGAAAAUUUUCAUGAUUUAAUCCACGGUUAAUCAACGGGGAUCAACCGUGGAUUAAAUAUUGGUACUUCGUUGAUUAAUUUCAUUAAAGUUGGUUUAUAAACCGUUAAUCAACCGUUCUUAAACCUCCCGACUGCUGUGAUUUUUCACUGAAAUUUCGAAUUGUCUACAUUACGACGAUUAUUUUGACCCCCGUUAUGAUAAAGUACGAAAAAUUGUGCCAGACUUGCAAAGUGGGCAUGGCUUGCAAUUUUGCGGCAUGGUUUUUCGAAAUUAACCGAAUUUAGUCAAUUUCGGGCUCAAAAUUAUCGUAAUCACUCCAGGAAUCGCAAUAAGUCAAUAAAAAAUUUGUUAGAAAUUAAGCCACGCCCCCAAAACUAUGCCGCAAAAAAAAAAAUACAUUUUGCAGCUUGCCCGAACCAAAAGAAGUUGCCUGAUCUACCUAUGCAAUGAACUUUCGAAAAUCAUUCAAGACCUGAUCAAAAUGCGCGCCAAAAAAUCGAUAUCCGGAUUUUUAGCGCAGCGUCAACAAACCACGCCCACAAAACCGUGCGGCCGUCAAAAAAUCGAUAAAUUUUAUCACGGCGAUUCGCUGACAAUCUGGAAUUGUAUCAAAAAAUCGAUGGAGGAAAUUUGGUCGAUUAUUGAAAAUGUUUUUGAAUUUUUUGAGCAUUUGGAAGAAAAUGUGGAGAAUUCUGGCGAAAAAUUGGAGCGCGACAUGGAAAAUUUGGUUGAAAAAUGUCUGAAAAUAUUGAAUUUUGUACUUGGAGCCGAGCUUUUUGGAAAUCCCAAUGAAAAAUUGACGAAUGCCGAGAAAAAUGAGAAAAAAUCGGUGAUUUUCAUGAUUUUGGAGCGGAAAAUAAAUGCGGAAAGUGCUUCCGCAACCUCAAAAAGCGAUCCGGAAGCGGCGCGUUUUGAAAUCGCCAAAUAUUUACUGAAAAACGCGAAAAAUGCGAUGAAUCCAACGAUUGCUCAGCUUAUACUGGAGACUUUUGAGAACUUGAAAAUCUCGCCGGAAAAAUCGGAGCUCUCCAGAAAUAUGGCCAAAUUUGCGUUGAGUUAUUUGAAGAAAGAUUGGAGCGGAUCUUCAGAUGGAAAAGGAGCCAGAUUCAAUUCGGCUGCGCGGGAUAUUUUGAGGUAAGUGUGGUAGAAAUGGAUUUUGGAGCAUUUUGAGCCCAAAUUUGAUAUAUUUUGAAGAAUUUUGACCAUCUUUACUAGUUUCGGGCUGAAAAUUAGAAUUCCUGAGGCUUUUGCGAUUAUUUUGACACUCAUAUUGAUAUAAUUACAGAAAAGUGUGCGAGACUUGCAAAGUAGGCGUGGCUUGCAAUUUUGCGGCAUGGUUUUUUGAGAAUCCUUAGAAUUAAGACAAUAUGGGGCUCAAAAUUAUGGUAAUCACUUCAGGAAGCUAAAUAUAGCUAGAAAAAUUAGUGAAAAAUUAAGCCACGCCCACUUUUGCAAAUUGCGGCAUGGUUUUUUGAAAGUUUUCAGAAAUACAUCAAUAUGGGUCUCAAAGUUAUCGUGAUCACUUCAAGAAUCCAGGUAAUUUAAUGAAUUUCUGUUAAAAAUUAUGCCACGCCCACCACACAGUUUUUCUCGACAAAUUUAGUAUUAAAAUGCUCGGAAAAUUAAGCCACGCCCCUUUUUGCAACCCUCGCACAUUUUAUCUAUUCUUUUGCAGACACUACAUCAGUCUUCGUAAAGAAAAUGAGCAAAUUUCGGCUAUCAAAUGGCUUUUGACAAAUAAAGUUGUGCAAUUGGUGAGAUUUUCUAUUUAAAGAAAAAAUAUCAUCCAAAAAAAAUUAACUCCAGGUUCCUGAUACGGAUAAACGCCAAUCUACCGUACUCUCGCAACAAUCUGAGGAUGUUUUGAUGGAAAAAGAGGACGAAAAUGCACCGUUUUAUUGUAUUAAUAAGUGAGUGGACCUUUUUGGGCACGAAAUCUAGAUUCCUGAGACGAUUACGGUCAUUUUGAGCCCCAUAUUGAUCUAUUUCUGAUAAUUUUUGAAAACCGUGCCGCAAACUUGCAAGCCACGCCCACUUUGCAAGUCUGGCACAAUUUUUUGUAACUAUCAUUAUGGGCAUCAAAAUGGUUCUUCUCUUAUAAUCUACCUAAGUACUGCUCUAAAAAUUUCAAAAUUAAAUUUCAGGUCAACUUUCCCGUUCAUCUUCAAAACCCUCUUCUCGAUGUUGAAUUCGUGUGUGACGAAAAAGGAAUUGAGUGCACAAGCGUUGAAAAGUGAUCAAAUUACAGGUAAGAAAAGUGUGCCAGGGUUGCAGAAAUAGGCGGGGUGAUCAUUUUGAGACCGAAUUUGAUGGGAAAACUAUGCCGCAUUUUUGCAAAAUGGGCGGGGCCUUAAUUUUCACAAAACAUGAUCAAAAUCGGUCUCAAAGUUAUCGUAGUCAUCUCAGGAAUUGGUUGAACAUUAAGCUCCGCCCACUUUUGCAGGUUACGGCAUAGUUUUCGAAAUUGAUAAAACUAGGUCAAUAUGGAGCUCAAAAUGAUUGUCUUAACAUGAGCAAUCUCAAUUUUCAAUCGAAAAUUCGAAAUUUUCAGAAGAAGACAGCUUGACCUACUGGGAGAAUGCCUCCUCGUGUUUCCUGAUUCUUUGUCUUUUGCUACGUGUCGCCAAAAUUCGAACUGUCAAUGUUUUGUACACGGCAAUCAAGGAGGGAAAACAAUUCUUCAUCAAUGUGUCGAGAAAAAGGUAAAUCCGUGCGGCAAAAUUGCAAAAAGGGGCUUGGUCUGGGUUUUCUCAUCAUUUUGAUACCGAAUUUGACAGAUUAUGAGGGAAACCGUGCCGCAGAUUGCAGAAAAGGGGCGUGGCUUGAUUUUGCAAGCAUGGCAUAAUUUUGGUGAGUUUUACGAUCCUUUCUGCAAGUCUGGAACGGUUUUUCUAGCUUAAAAUAAUCAGAAGAUUAAGCCACGCCCCUUUUCUGCAAGCCUGGCAAAGUUUUAUCUCAAAAUGCUCCAAAUUUUGCAGCUCAUUUAUUUAUCUCGUCGACAACAUUACAACCGGUCAAAACUUCGAAAUAAUCAGCACAAAAAUCGAGCGAAUCAUCACGGCAAUUCAAAAUGGAAAUCGAGUAUUGCAAGCGAUCGGCACCUAUGCGAAAACGUCGAAAUGCGUGAAUUUGCUCAAAAAAUUCCCCGAACUUCGCGCCGAAUCCGAAAAUUGUCUUCGAAUUAUUCAUUCGGCAAUGGUAAAGAAUGAGUGUUUGGAUGCGUUCACUGUGGGAAGAUUGAAGGGUAGAGAUAUUGAUGUGAGUCUUAAAUAGUUUGCCUAACUUUUUGGGGGAAUUUGGCUGAAAUUUCCCAAAUCCACGUGGCAAAAAUUCCUAAAAAUCAGUUAUUCGAAAUUUUGAUUCUACUCCAAAUUUCGCGACUUCAAUAUGUCACGUGGCAAAAGCUUGAUAACUUUCCAGCCAAAUUUCGUGAUUGCUUUGUAAAAUUUCAAAAUUUUGCAAAUUUCAGGGUGGAAUCAUCACCGAAAAUCGAGAUUCGGGCGACGAAUGA